Messenger RNA from Betta splendens (Siamese fighting fish), 1548 nucleotides. Its product is annotated as NADH-cytochrome b5 reductase 2. Gene Ontology annotation, molecular function: FAD binding; oxidoreductase activity. Lineage: Eukaryota; Metazoa; Chordata; Actinopteri; Anabantiformes; Osphronemidae. The transcript is spliced from 10 exons. Gene Ontology annotation, cellular component: mitochondrion. The coding region runs from base 487 to 1275 and encodes 262 amino acids. The record is from RefSeq and is a predicted model, not a curated record.
CUCGCGCUGCUUUUGUCUGGCGUGUGGCUGGACGUGGCUUUUUCGCCGGGCUGAUUGGCGCUGAGCGUAUUGCGUCACCUCCGAUGCUUCGCUGUUGUUACGUGUGUACGGUUUUCUUCAGUGAUUGCAGCAUCUGCUGGUUGUCUGUGGAAACUGCAUCCGAUUUUCUUCAGGAAAAGCAUCGUUUCCACAGUACGUGGCUUUAAUCUGCCCCUCUCUUCGCUCACCACCUCUCCAGCGACAGGAGAAAAGAUGACCAUAUGUUAACUCUUGUGGAAAGGUUGGAUUUUUUGUGCGCGCAGUGAGAUUUUCUGUACGCGCCAACCGUGUCAGCAGUGCGCAAUUGCGCAUGCGCGCAGUGGUCAUCAGGUUCAGACAAUCCCGCUGCUGGCAGCAGUGUUUGUGGUGGUGGCGACAGUGCUGUACUUUCUGUUUCAAGGCUCUGGAGCAGAGAAGAACAAGCUGCCUGUGACUCUGCAGGAUCCUAUGGUCAAAUAUCCACUUCUGCUGAUAGAGAAACAGGAAAUCAGUCAUGACACAAAGAAAUUUCGGUUUGGCCUUCCCUCUGAAUCUCACAUCCUUGGACUACCUGUAGGUCAGCAUGUGUAUCUGUCAGCCAAGGUGAAUGGCAAUCUGGUGGUGCGAGCCUACACUCCAGUCUCCAGUGACAAGCAUCAGGGAUAUGUGGACCUUGUAGUAAAGGUGUACUACAAGAACACGCAUCCAUCCUUUCCAGAGGGAGGAAAAAUGUCUCAAUACCUUGACAACAUGGCUAUUGGGGAUAGGAUUGAUUUUAGAGGACCUAAUGGGCUGUUGGUGUAUAAAGGAAAUGGUCAGUUCUCCAUUCGACCAGACAAAAAGUCAGAGCCCAGGAUUCAGACGUAUAAGCACAUUGGAAUGAUUGCUGGAGGAACAGGAAUCACUCCCAUGCUACAGUUGAUUCACAGCAUCACAGCAAACCCCACUGAUAACACUAAGUGCUCAAUUAUAUUUGCCAACCAGAGUGAGAAGGAUAUUCUCCUCAGGACGGAGCUGGAAGACACGAAGAAGAAUUAUCCUGACAAAGUAUCGCUCUGGUUUACACUGGACAAACCUUCACAAGGUUGGAGCUACAGUUCAGGAUUUGUAACCUAUGACAUGAUCAAGGAACACCUGCCUGCUCCAUCCCACGAUGUUCUGAUAGUCCUCUGUGGUCCUCCACCGAUGAUCCAGAAUGCAUGUCUGCCAAAUCUGGACAAGCUGGGACAUCUUAAAGAAAACAUCUUUGCAUAUUAAUAUUCAAAUUGCCCACAGAGCUGCUUAGUUGCUAAUACUAAUCAUUCAGUCACAAAUCACUGUACUGUAUACACUCUGUUGAUGGUCUAACAUAAUCCUAAAUGACUAGUGUACAGUGUGUAUGCACCUCCAGGACAGAAAGACUGUAUUCAAACUACUCUGUAGUCCACAUCCACAAAACAUCAAAUACAAUUGAGAUGGUUAUAAAACAACUGUAAUUUUUGUAACAUUAAAAUAAUAAUGAAUUAAAGAUGAAAUUCAUAAAAUAACUAC